AAAAAACAUACAAUUGCCAAUAUUCUUAGCCAAUGCCGAAACACAUAAAGGCCAUUGUUUUGAAGAUUUACUGAAGGAUGUGCAAUAAGAAGAAAGCAGUUAAAGAUUCUCGUUUUAUUUUCGAUCCCCAAGCGCGGACACAUGAAGUAUGGGACUUCAAAGUACAUGAAUAUUAUAAUACAAGUGCGAUGUUCUCUAACGAUAUAGCAAUUAUAUUGGUACACGAUGAAUUCAAGUUCGAUGAGAACGUAAAGCGUGCUGUUCUAUGCGAUACAGAUGCUUGGAUGAAUGAAAGAGAAAUCUUCGAAGCCACCGGCUGGGGAGAGAUCAAGUACAAAGGUGAGUUAUCUAACAGUGGAUUGAUGAAGACUCAUCUUCGAUACGUGCCACCUAAUAAAUGUAUGGAGGCGAACAGAGUUGUCCUAACUCCUGACAUAUUCUGUUUGUUCGGUGACGGUCAGAGGGACACCUGUAAAGGGGAUUCCGGCGGAGGAAUAUUGUGGAAUAAUGUAAUAGUUGGCAUUGUGUCCCAUGGUAGUGGCUGUGCUGUCGCCCCGGCGAUGUACACAAACGUGUUUUACUUCAGGACCUGGAUACUCAAAACUGUUCGGAAGCUCAACGAAAUGUAUUGUCGCUUUCAUAAAUCCCGUAGUCACUUUAAACCAUGA
Papilio polytes (common Mormon) is the source of this 668-nucleotide messenger RNA. Its product is annotated as trypsin delta/gamma-like. Bases 78 to 668 code for a protein of 196 amino acids. The record is from RefSeq and is a predicted model, not a curated record. Gene Ontology annotation, molecular function: serine-type endopeptidase activity. The transcript is spliced from 4 exons. Lineage: Eukaryota; Metazoa; Arthropoda; Insecta; Lepidoptera; Papilionidae. Gene Ontology annotation, biological process: proteolysis.